AUGGAAGAACAAGAUAAAGACAUGGAUAAAAUGAGACAAGAUAUUAAUAAUCUUGGGGAACAAGUUUCAAAAAUACUGGAAUUGCUUUCAGCAGGAAAAGGAAAAGUCGUCGUAGAAACAGCACAAUCAAGUAAUCCGGUUCAAGACACCGAUGAUCCCAUUUAUCCCCCAGGAUUUACGCCACGCCACAUGAACGCUACACAGUCUCAAACUGCUCAACACUAUGUUGCUAUGAAUCCACUUUUUGAUGUUCCACCUCUUGUCCCAGAUAUAGAACAAUUGGAAGCUCAGGUUAAAAUUCAAGACAUGGGGCAAAAUGAAAACACUCCGGCUAAGCAAAAACUAGAUGUUUUGGAAGAAAGAUUGCGAGCAAUUGAAGGGACUGAUGUUUAUGGAAAUAUAGAUGCAACACAGUUGUGUUUAGUACCGGGUUUGAUCAUUCCAACAAAGUUUAAAGUUCCAGAAUUUGACAAAUAUGAUGGAUCAUCGUGUCCAAGGAGUCAUCUUAUAAUGUAUUGUAGAAAGAUGGCAGCACAUAUUGGUAAUGAUAAAUUGUUGAUCCAUUGCUUUCAGGACAGUUUGACUGGUCCAGCUACUCGAUGGUAUAUUCAAUUAGAUAAUACACACAUUCAUGUUUGGAAGGAUUUAGCUGAUGCAUUUCUAAAGCAAUACAAACAUAAUAUUGAUAUGGCUCCAGAUCGUUUAGACUUACAACGGAUGGAGAAGAAAAGUUCAGAAAGCUUUAAAGAAUAUGCUCAACGAUGGAGAGAUAUAGCCGCAGAGGUUCAACCACCAUUAACAGACAAAGAAAUGACAUUUAUGUUUAUGAAUACUUUGCGGGCGCCGUUCUAUGAUCGAAUGAUUGGUAAUGCUACAACCAAUUUUUCUGACAUUAUUGUUAUUGGUGAAAGAAUUGAAUAUGGGAUAAAACAUGGGAGGUUAAUAGAGACUUCAGCUGAGUAUGGUGGAUUAAAGAAAGGAGCAACACCUAAGAAGAAAGAAGGUGAGGUUCAUGCAAUUGGUUUUCCUAAUUUAGGGAACCACAAAUCAACUUUUGGCCAAAGAAAACAUGACCAAAGUUUUCCUUCAUAUAUAAGCAAUGUUACUCAUAUCCCUUAUAACAACUAUGUACCAACCCACUCUCCCUCUGGAGCCCCAAAACUUGUUAAUUCAAACUUUUCUCGACCGUUUGUACAAGGUCAGGGUAGCAAGACCAACUCAGAAACAUUUCGAUUUGACCCAAUUCCUAUGACAUAUACAGAGCUUUUACCUCAGCUAGUUCAUAAUCGACAGUUAGCUCCUAUCCCAAUAAAUCCUAUACAACCUCCUUAUCCAAAAUGCUGGGAGAAGCCGGAUGUCAACAACAAUCCACUUCCUAAUCAUGAAAAUUCAAAAGUGAAUGCGAUAGAUUGUUUUGUUGGAAAGUGUAAAAAUGAAGUUCAUGAGAUAAGGAUGCCUAUGGAAACACUUUUUGAAGGUCUUUUUGAAGCAGGAUAUAUACUCACAGUAUACGAAGGACAAGGAAAAGAUGAGAUGAAAGACAAUAAAAUAUGUACAUUAAUGGGUGAAGUUGCAAAAAAGGAAAAUCCCUUUUUACCAAGGCCUUUGACAGUCUUUUAUCAAGAAAAUCGUAAUAAAUCAAGUUCUUGCAAUCCUAAACAACUCAUUGUCGAAGUACCGAGUCCUUUCAAAUUUAAGGAUUUGAAAGCGGUGCCAUGGCGGUAUGAUUGCCAAGUCAUUACAGGUCCUUCAGUUGAUAAUAUUACAGGAAUCAGCGGGAUAACUCGAAGUGGAAGAUGUUAUAAACCAGAUAAUUUAACAGCUCCUUCAAGUAGUUUAACAUUGGGGCAAGGGAGGAAAAGUGAGAAAAGAAAUGUGAAUGAACAUGACAAAGAGCAGGAUGUAGAGAUGUCUGUCAUAGCAAAAGAUAUAGAAUGCAAAAAACCUGUUACAGAUGAGGCAGCAAACGAAUUCUUGAAAAUAGUAAAACAAAGUGAGUAUAAGAUCAUAGAGCAAAUGCAUAAUACUCCAGCUCGAAUUUCUUUAUUAUCUUUGUUUUUAAAUUCAGAGCCUCAUCGCAAAGUGCUAUUAGAUAUUUUGAAUAAGGCACAUGUUGGACAUGACAUUUCAGUGGAAAAGUUCAGCGGAAUUAUUGGAAGCAUUACGUCUUCAAAUUCUAUAGUCUUCACGGAUGAUGAAAUUCCUCCUGAAGGUUUAGGCCAUAUAAAAGCACUGCAUAUUCAAGUGAAGUACAAGGAUUAUGUUAUAGCAAGAGUUUUAGUGGAUAACGGUUCAGCUCUUAAUAUAAUGCCUAAAUCUACACUAUUAAAGCUCCCAGUGGACAUGUCAUACAUCAAAUCAAGUACUAUGGUAGUGAGAGCUUUUGAUGGAUCACGAAGAGAAGUAAUUGGUGACAUUGAAUUACCAAUCAAAAUUGGCCCAUGUACUUUCAAUAUAGUCUUUCAAGUAAUGGAGAUAACACCUACUUACAGCUUUUUGUUAGGUCGUCCUUGGAUUCACUCUGCAGGAGUGGUGCCAUCUACAUUGCAUCAAAAAUUGAAAUUUAUUGUUGGGAGUAAGAUGAUUUGUUUAAUGGGAGAGGAAGAUUUUCUGAUAACAAAACCGAUAUCAACCCCAUAUGUGGAGGCAACAGAAGAAGCUUUAGAGUGUUCUUUUCGCUCUUUUGAAAUUGCUCAUGCAACUAUGAUGGAAGCAACUGCAGGUGAAGUAAUAAAGUUACACAUGCCUAAAGUUACGACAAAAAGGAUGAUGAGAGUUGGAGGAUAUGGUUUGAAUCAAAGCUUGGAAACACUUCUAAAUACACCAAGCAAUGAAGGGAGAUUUGGUUUGGGUUAUAUGCCAAACGUAUAUGAUAAAAUUAGGCUUCAAAAAGAAAAGAAGAAAAGGUGUUUGGAAAAGCAAGGGAUGAUGGUGUUUGAUCCAAGUCUAAAAUUUAUACCAGCAUUAUAUGAUACUUUCAAGAGUGCUGGUAUAAGUUACUCAUCACGUGACUCUGAUUCAAAACAUUGUUUGUUAACAAAGAUGGAGAGUUUAUCAAUUGCAGCAGUGGCACAAGAAGCAUCAUUUGAAGAUGAAACAGUUUAUGCAUGUCCACCUAAUUUUGAGCUUAACAAUUGGGAUGUUGUAGACCUACCUACAUUUUCUGGAGAUUUUCAAGAUCCAAACUUUUUCAUAGACAACAUUCAUAAGAACGAAGAUGUUAGUAAUUCCAGUUCUACCCUUGAUACCUUAAUAUACACUAUGGAAUCUGACAAAGAGAGUGACGAUGAAAAUGCUGGGAGAAUAUCCUCAGAACUGUUAAGAUUAGUAGAAGAAGAAGAUAAGGUCUUAGGUCCUCACCAAGAGCUAGUUGAAGUAAUCAAUUUGGGUUCUCAGGAGGAAUCAAAAGAGGUAAAAAUUGGCACAUCAAUGGCCAGUGAAACUCGAAAAAAAAUAAUCAAUUUGUUACGUGAGUACUCAGAUAUUUUUGCUUGGAGUUAUCAGGAUAUGCCGGGGUUAAAUACGGAUAUUGUAGUACAUCGUGUUCCUUUGAAGCCAGAAUGCAAUCCAGUAAGACAAAAGCUACGUAAAAUGAAGCCUGAUAUAUUGAUUAAAAUAAAAGAGGAAGUACAAAAACAAAUUGAAGUAGGAUUCCUCAUAGUCUCCAAAUAUCCUGAAUGGGUGGCAAACAUUGUUCCAGUACCUAAAAAAGACGGAAAAGUGAGAAUGUGUGUGGACUAUAGAGAUUUAAAUCGAGCUAGUCCAAAAGAUAACUUCCCUUUACCUCACAUCGACAUGUUGGUGGAUAACACUGCAGGAUAUUCAACUUUCUCCUUCAUGGAUGAUUUCUCAGGAUAUAAUCAAAUCAAAAUGGCUGAAGAAGAUAGAGAAAAAACAACAUUCAUUACCCUUUGGGGAACAUUUUGCUACAAAGUAAUGCCUUUUGGUUUGAAAAAUGCCGGGGCAACAUAUCAGCGAGCAAUUGUUACACUUUUUCAUGAUAUGAUGCAUAAGGAAAUAGAGGUGUAUGUUGAUGAUAUGAUUGCAAAAUCCAAAGCAAAUGAAGAUCAUACAACUAUACUUCAAAAAUUAUUCGAUCGGUUGAGAAAGUAUCAAUUGAAAUUAAAUCCAUCCAAAUGUACAUUUGGGGCAACCUCGGGAAAACUGUUGGGAUUCAUUGUCAGUGAAGAAGGGAUCAAAGUAGACCCAGAUAAAGUGAAGGCUAUCAUGGACAUGCCAUCCCCUGAAACGGAAAAAGAAGUUCGAGCCUUUCUUGGAAGACUGAAUUACAUAUCCAGAUUUAUCUCACAUUUGACCCCAACUUGCGAACCAAUCUUUAAGCUUUUACGUAAAAAUAAUCCAGGAAAAUGGAAUGAGGAUUGUGAAGAAGCUUUCAACAAAAUUAAGCAAUAUCUACAAAGCCCACCUGUAUUGAUACCUCCAGCUCCAGGACGGCCGUUAAUCCUAUACUUGACGGUUUUAGAAGGUUCUAUGGGUGGUGUUCUAGGACAACAUGACUUAUCAGGGAAGAAAGAGCAUGCUAUUUAUUAUUUAAGCAAAAAAUUCACCGAUUAUGAGUCGAAAUACUCAAUGUUAGAGCGAACUUGUUGUGCUUUGGUAUGGACCGCUCACCGUUUGAGGCAAUAUAUGUUAUAUCAUACGACAUGGCUUAUUUCAAAAAUGGAUCCAAUAAAAUACAUUUUUGAGAAACCGUCAUUAUCGGGUAGAAUUGCAAAGUGGCAAGUUUUGUUGUCAGAGUAUGAUAUUGUUUAUGUUACUAAAAAAGCAAUAAAGGGAAGUGCGCUUGCUGAUCAUUUAGCUGCCCAACCAGUAGCAGAUUACGAGCCAAUGAGCGUUGAUUUUCCUGAUGAAAACAUAUUUUUAGUUGAAAAUGAUGCUACGGAUCAUGAGACUUGGAUUAUGCUUUUUGAUGGUGCCUCAAAUGAGUUGGGACAUGGGAUUGGAGUUGUACUAAUUUCCCCAAAAGGAAAGGUAUUUCCCCUAACAGCUAAGUUAUGUUUUGAAUGCACUCACAAUAUCGCUGAAUAUGAAGCUUGUAUUAUGGGACUUCAAGCAGCAAUCGACAUGAGUGUUAAAAAGUUGAAAGUUUUGGGUGACUCAAUGCUAGUAAUACAUCAAGUCAAGGAAGAAUGGGAAACAAGAGAUGCUAAAUUGGUGCCUUAUAGCCAAUACAUUGCAAAAUUAUCUCAAAAUUUUGAGAAAAUUUCAUUUGACCAUGUUCAUAGGGAAGACAAUCGAAUGGCAGAUGCAUUAGCCACCCUGGCAGUCAUGUUUAAUCUUAAUCUUGAGUAUGAGCUUUAUCCAAUCCAAAUUACGAAAAGAGAUGCGCCGGCAUAUUGCAUGAAUAUUGAAAAUGACAACAAGCCAUGGUAUUUUGAUAUCAAGCAAUACAUAAAGUGUAGAGAAUAUCCAUAUGGAGCUUCAAAGAAUGACAAGCGCACAAUAAAAAGGUUGGCCAUGAACUUUUUCUUAAGUGGUGAAGUUCUUUAUAAAAGAAACCAUGAUAUGGUACUCCUUCGGUGUGUUGAUGUGGAAGAAGCAAAACAAAUUAUGAUAGAAAUUCAUGAAGGAAUAUGUGGAACACAUGCUAACGGACAUACUAUGGCCAGACAAAUACUUAGAUCUGGUUAUUAUUGGACAACGAUGGAAUCAGACUGCAUAAAAUAUGCAAGAGAAUGUAAAAAGUGUCAAAUUUAUAUGGAUAGGAUUCAUGCAGCAGCAUCUCCAUUGCAUGUCUUGUCAGCACCAUGGCCAUUUUCUUUGUGGGGAAUUGAUGUUAUUGGACCCAUUGAUCCUAAAGCCUCAAAUGGUCAUCGUUUUAUUCUUGUAGCCAUUGAUUACUUCACUAAAUGGAUAGAGGCGGCAUCUUACUGCAAUGUUACAAGAGGAGUGGUGCUCAAGUUUAUCAAAAAAGAGUUGAUCUGUCGUUAUGGUCUACCAGAGGGUAUUAUUACAGAUAAUGCCAAGAACCUUAAUAACAAAAUGAUGGACGAACUUUGUGAGAAAUUCAAGAUCAAUCACAGAAAUUCGACUCCAUAUCGCCCCAAGAUGAAUGGGGCAGUUGAGGCAGCCAACAAAAAUAUUAAAAGAAUCAUUGAGAAGAUGACAACAACAUACAAAGAUUGGCAUGAAAUACUACCGUUUGCAUUGCAUGGAUAUCGCACAUCAGUUCGUACUUCAACAGGGGCAACACCAUUUUCUUUGGUUUAUGGUAUGGAAGCUGUCCUACCUUUAGAAGUUGAGAUACCUUCAUUGAGAGUUCUCAUGGAAGCUAAGUUAGAUGAAGCUGAAUGGAUAAGAGGUCGUUAUGAGCAGUUGAAUUUCAUUGAAGAAAAACGUUUGACAGCAUUAAGUCAUGGACAACUUUACCAAAAAAGACUAAUGCGAGCAUACAAUAAAAAGGUACACCCUCGAAGUUUUCGAGAAGGAGAUUUAGUGUUAAAAAGGAUACUUCCAUUUCUAAAGGACCAUCGAGGAAAAUGGACUCCUAAUUAUGAAGGUCCGUUCGUGGUAAAAAAGGCAUUUUCAGGAGGAGCUUUACUUUUAACCAAUAUGGAUGGUGUUGAGUUAAAAAAUCCGGUGAAUUCAGAUUAUGUUCGAAGAUACUAUGCGUGA
This is a messenger RNA of Cucumis sativus (cucumber), 6636 nucleotides long. RefSeq lists its product as uncharacterized. The record is from RefSeq and is a predicted model, not a curated record. Gene Ontology annotation, molecular function: nucleic acid binding; RNA-DNA hybrid ribonuclease activity. Lineage: Eukaryota; Viridiplantae; Streptophyta; Magnoliopsida; Cucurbitales; Cucurbitaceae. Gene Ontology annotation, biological process: DNA integration.